Messenger RNA from Cryptomeria japonica (Japanese cedar), 1853 nucleotides. RefSeq names its product SPX domain-containing protein 4. NCBI's taxonomy places the organism in Eukaryota, Viridiplantae, Streptophyta, Pinopsida, Cupressales, Cupressaceae. The coding region runs from base 351 to 1400 and encodes 349 amino acids. Gene Ontology annotation, biological process: cellular response to phosphate starvation. The record is from RefSeq and is a predicted model, not a curated record. The transcript is spliced from 5 exons.
UAUGUAUAGAUUUUAGAAACAGGCAUCCGUCCAAGUUCAACUCCGCCAGGGUUUCAUCUUCUUCAUUUGUCCAGAGUCUCACGCAGACGGUUUCGAGUAAGGUGCUCGAGUUCAAGUUAGGAUAUUACACUGAAGACGCAUGGAAACUCUGAAAUUUUUUUCCCAUUUCCGAGAGAUCUCUCGGUACCAGAGAUGUGUUUCCGUCUCCGAGAUUCCUCUUCGUCUCUUGGUAACACUUCUGAUGCAAGAUUGAAGCCAUAAUCGUUCAUUUGGUUAUUCCUUGAGGUACCAUAGCAAUCUAUUAGUUGAUACAAUAUAAACAAUAGUGCUAAACAAGAACAAGAGGAAUCAUGAAGUUUGGUAAACGUCUUCAAAUCCAGAUGGAGGAAACUCUCCCUGAGUGGCGAGAUAAAUUUUUGUCUUACAAGCCUCUCAAGAAGAGGCUCAAGCAGCUCUCAGAUCCUGAGUAUUUAGAAGCUGUUAUGUUCUGUACACCUAGUCCUCCACUCAAUGGGAACACCACAUCAGUAGUAGAUGCAGCUCUUAUCGAGCUUAGAAAGGACAGUUCUGUCCUUGCGGAUGGUAUAGAGGGGUUACGAAAUGACAGUAGAGAUGAAGUGGGUAGUUUGAAGCCUGCCCCAAAGAUCAUAGAAACAAAUGAUGAGGUGUCAAGUCAAUGUAGUGUCCAUGAAGAAAGGAACAUAGAAAGGAAGAAGGGAGUCCUUGAAGGGGAAGAUUUCAUUCAACUCAUUUAUGAGGAGCUAGAGAAAUUCAACAACUUUUUCUCAGAAAAGGAAGAAGAGUAUGUCAUUUACUUGCAGGAGGUCAAGGAAAGGAUUGAGCAGUUAAAGGAAAAGAGCAGACAAAAUGGAAUGGAUGGCUCAGAAAACGAAUUCAAUGAAGAAACGGUGGCAAUCCGCAGAGAUAUUGUCACUAUCCAUGGUGAGAUGGUACUGCUUGAGAACUAUAGUGCUCUCAAUUUUACAGGAUUGGUGAAAAUUUUGAAAAAAUAUGAUAAGAGAACUGGUGCAUUGCUACGUUUGCCAUUUAUUGAGAGUGUUCUUCAACAGCCAUUUUUCAGGACAGAACUGCUUGCAAAGCUUGUCAAGGAAUGUGAGGCCAACCUUCAGAGCAUCUUCCCAUCGAUUCCUGUGGAUGAUGUUGGAGUUGAUACAUAUGAGCCAGGGCAGGGAGCUAAUUCACAACAAACAUCAUCCUCACUUCAAGGAGACGCCGUAGAAAGUAUUUACAGAAGCACGCUUGCUGCUUUGAGAACUAUCAAGGAUCUUAGGAGAGGCAGUUCUACGUAUAAUCCUUUAUCUUUCUCACACUUUCUUCCAAGCAAUAGUGACGAUGACUUGGUUGCUAUUGACACUGAUAAAUCCAAGUCAAAUUCUUAAUAUUCCAAGAAUAAUUGCAUGGCAGAGAAUUAGGGGAAUGUUAUAUCCACUUUUUAAUAAGGUAAAUAUGGGCCAGCCUUACGUUGAAAAAAAUGGAGGCUUCCCUUCUUCUGAGCAGGAAGAAGUGGCUGUACCCUGAGUUGGGAGGGAGGUAUUUAGCAGAGAAACAAGGCUGUAAUUUUACUUCUACUGUAUAGAUUUGCUUCUGAGAUAAGAAAAGAAGAGGAUUAAUUUAUAAACUUUGUGCAAGAAUGCUUGCAAAUCGACACAUGCCAACAACUUUAAGAACAGUAGCAGCUACAUCUGUUAGCACUGUUUGGUUAUGUUUAUUUAUUCUGCAUCUUCUGAACUGUACAAUCAGUGAUAAAGCAAGGCUUAACUGAAGCUGAAUGUGACUGCACAUUAUUACUCCAUUUUGUUUAAAAAUCCAGUUUUAUUCUUGUGUUGUUAUUA